This is a messenger RNA of Brenthis ino (lesser marbled fritillary), 972 nucleotides long. NCBI's taxonomy places the organism in Eukaryota, Metazoa, Arthropoda, Insecta, Lepidoptera, Nymphalidae. The record is from the annotation of a GenBank genome assembly.
AUGUUUAUCCUUGGAGGAGUUACUGUCACGAUAUUAUCCUGGUGGUUACAAAGUUGGCGAUACCUUCUCUUAGUCAUCUAUAUACCGGCUAUCCUUGUAUUCUUCUAUUUAUGGUCACUGACAGAGAGCUUCCGUUGGUUUUUUAGCAAAGGACGCUACGAAGAAGGUCUAAAUGUUCUUGCCAAAUGUGAGAAGGUUAACAACGUCACCGUACCCAAAGACCAUUACGAUCAAGUAGAAAAACAAGCAAUGAAACAGCGAGAUGCGAGAAAAUGUGAGGUUUUGGAAACUAAUCAGUCAACAUUCAAGCAAUUGCUUCUAUCACCAAUGAUUUGGAAAAGACUUUUCACAUGUUCUUUCCUCUGGACUUCGUCUACUUUGGUCUAUUAUGGUCUUUCUAUAAACGCGAUAGAGUUAUCAGGGAACAGUUACUUGAAUUAUAUAGUCGUUAUAGUAAUUGAAGCGCCUGCAAAUGUUUGCAAGCUAAUUUGCUUGGACAGAUUUGGGAGGAAACGAGUCAUAGCAACCGCGUUCAUGUUGACUGGUGUUAUACUAAUUACUUAUGGAUUUUUACCAGGGGGUAAUUGGUCGACGGCAUUCUAUCUCGGCGGUAAAUUCUUUAUCACACUCGCAUACAAUUCGCUAUACAUUUUCGCGGCAGAAGUUUUCCCAACCAAUUAUAGAACCACUUUGUUAGCUAUUUGCUCAACAAUCGGACGAAUCGGGUCUGCGGUCGCUCCUCAAACACCCUUAUUGUCGAAAUUUUAUGAGUUCCUGCCUACAUUAGUAUUCGGGAUUAUGUCGGCCAUGUCGGGAGUGCUUGUUCUCACUCUACCAGAGACAAAUAAUCAAAAACUACCAGACUCUCUAAAAGAAGCCCAAGAACAAGAUCAUAAAAAGUCCGAAAACAAUGGAGAACGAGAAACAAAUAGAGAUGGCGAAACAGAAAGGAGAGAAACUAAAACUACGUUA